This is a messenger RNA of Symbiodinium necroappetens, 765 nucleotides long. The record is from the annotation of a GenBank genome assembly. Lineage: Eukaryota; Dinophyceae; Suessiales; Symbiodiniaceae.
AUGCAAACGCUCAAAGACCUGACGAGUUCACUGCAUGACAGUGCAAGCCUGCAGCGAUUGCGGGACAAUCUGAAUGAGCUUCCGAAAAGGUGGCUGGCCCGAGUUGAGCAGCCAGAGGACUACCUUCUGGGCAGUGUGCGUGGUGAAUGCAACUAUCACUUCAAGUUCCGUUUAGAAGGUGGCGGUUAUUUCCAGACCGGCGUGCUGGUGGCGUCUGCAGAGGAAAAGCCGAAGGACGGACACUUGGCAAUCGUGUCUGAACCGCAGCCGUCAUGCUUCCAAGCUUUGUUGAUCCAAUUCGAGCCUCGCAGACCCAAGGCGUCGAUGCUUCCUCUUCGCUCCUGCCAUCGGCAGGUCAGAUGCUUGCCACGCAGGAUAGCGUGCGAUUUCCUGAGAAGGGCUUCAAACACCUCUGCCCCAAGGCCUUUGGAAACAUGGGAAGAGGUGGAGCUGCACCGACCAAAGGCUCCCACGCUGGAAGGCUACGUCCGACCUGUUGGGGCUCCCGAACAGCUUGAUAUUCCAAGAGAGCAGUACCACCAGUUUAUGAUGGGGAAGCCAGCAAGAUAUUCAGUUGAGCUCAGGAAUUUUCUCAUGGGGCUCGGCGUUGUCAGCUUCUGCUUCGCAGAGUUUGCCUUCACUGUGUACAAGCUGCGCCCGGAUGACCUCGACUGGGUGGAUGAAGAGCGGAAGCGAGCCGCUGCAGCCAAAGCUCGGAUCGAGGCACGCAUCGCCAAGCAAGAAUCCCAAGCCUCCAACGAGUAA